Messenger RNA from Elgaria multicarinata webbii, 4078 nucleotides. It is a transcript of the gene WWC1, whose product is annotated as WW and C2 domain containing 1. The record is from RefSeq and is a predicted model, not a curated record. Gene Ontology annotation, cellular component: cytoplasm. Gene Ontology annotation, biological process: regulation of DNA-templated transcription; cell migration; regulation of hippo signaling. The transcript has 22 exons. Lineage: Eukaryota; Metazoa; Chordata; Lepidosauria; Squamata; Anguidae. Gene Ontology annotation, molecular function: molecular adaptor activity; kinase binding. Bases 314 to 3385 code for a protein of 1023 amino acids.
CGCUGCCCGCCGCGGCCCCUCGCCCCGGCCCGCCGUGCCAGCUGCUAGGCUGGGCGAGGGGUUGCUGAGCUCUUUGCAUGGGGCCGCCGCCACUAGGCUCGGUCCGUCCCGCCGCUGCCACCCCCACCACUCCCGGAGAAGAUGCCCAGGCAGGAGCUGCCUUUGCCCGAGGGCUGGGAGGAAGCUCGCGACUACGACGGCAAAGUCUAUUAUAUCGACCACGCCACCAAAACCACCAGCUGGGUUGACCCGCGGGACAGAAACUACCCAGAUAGAGGACCCUCGAGUACAAUGGCGGCGGGAGCAGGAACACAUGCUAAAGGACUACCUUGUAUUGGCACAAGAAGCACUGACUGCUCAGAAGGAAAUCUAUCAGGUCAAACAACAAAGGCUUGAACUGGCCCAGCAGGAAUACCAACAACUUCAUGAUGUCUGGGAACACAAGCUGGGAUCUCAGACAAGCUUAGUAUCCAGUUCCUCAUCAAGCUCAAAAUAUGAUCCAGAAAUUCUUAAAGCUGAAAUUGCUACCACAAAAUCUAGGGUGAAUAAACUCAAGAGAGAAGUUGCUCACAUGAGACAGGAACUCCAGUAUAAGGAACUUGGUUUCCAAACACUGAAGAAAAUUGAUAUGAAAAUGUCUGAUACCCAAGGUGGAUAUAAGCUUGAUGAGGCGCAGGCCAUCUUAAGUGAAAUGAAAGCUAUCAAGAAGGCCAUAUCUUCAGGAGAGCAUGAAAAGCAAGCUCUCAUUCAGAGUCUUGCCAGGCUGAAAGCUAAUUUUGUGACAGACAGAGGAUCACAUUCAGACUUGUGGGCCAGCAGCACCUCCUUGGAAGGCUCCAGCCUCUCAUUACCUAGGCAGUAUCUGGAUGCUGGUUCCCAAACGGAUGUUUCUGGAAAUUUUAUUGUGAGCAGUAAUAAUCAAUUGGCUGAAAAAGUGAGACUGCGCCUACAGUAUGAAGAGGCUAAGCGAAGAAUAGCAAACUUAAAGAUACAGUUGGCUAAACUGGAUAGUGAAGCCUGGCCUGGUGUGCUAGAUUCUGAACGAGACCGACUAAUGUUAAUCAAUGAGAAGGAGGAACUUCUAAAAGAAAUGAGGUUCAUUAGCCCUAGAAAAUGGACUCAGGGUGAAGUGGAAAGACUGGAGACAGAAAGAAAACGACUAGAAGAAGAUCUUCAGGCUGCAAGAGAUACGCAGAGCAAAGCUUUAACGGAAAGAUUGAAGUUAAAUAGUAAAAGAAAUCAGUUGGUUCGAGAGCUAGAAGAAACAACACGUUUGGUGGCAAUGUUGCACAUUCAAUUGAAAAACUUGUCCUCUAGUAUGCUUUCCUUGUCAUCUGGCAGCAGUCCUGGCUCUCUUGCAUCUAGCAGGGGAUCUCUGAUCACCUCAAGCCAAGAUUCUUCAACUUCGGCUAGCUUUACUGAUCUGUUCAGUGAACAGUUUGAACAGCUGGACUCCGACUAUCAGAACAAAAUGGACCUCUUGCUCCUAGAGAGAACCACUGGCUUUCGGCCUUCAGGCUGCAUCACUACAAUCCAUGAGAAUGAGGUGGUAAAAACUCAGAAAACUGAUACCGCUAGCCGUCUUCAGGCCCUGAGGUCCUUGUCUGGAACUCCCAAAUCAUUGACUUCUUUAUCUCCAAGGUCAUCUCUCUCUUCUCCGUCUCCGCCUUGUUCGCCACUAGUGAUGGACCCAUUCUUCACAGGAGAUGCCUUCAUGAGUCAUAUGGACUUUGAAGAUACUGAAAUGAACAGUGGUCUCUCUGAACUUAGUCUAAACCCUGAAAGUGGAAGAAAGUACAGAAUAGAGGAGUCUAGGACUGGGGAAAAGCACCUGGACCAAGGUAUAAAUUUGGUUGAAGGAGCUGCACCGAAGGUAGCAUGUGUAUCAGCUGCAGUGUCAGAUGAGUCAGUUGCUGGAGACAGUGGAGUGUACGAAGCAACUGUGCAAAGGCCUUGUGUGUUGGAAGCUAUUGUGUUUGACAACGAUGAUGCAGAUACAGUUAGCACUGCUAAAGUUCAGAUUUCAAUGAAGUACGAUGACAAAAAUAAACAAUUUGCAAUAUUCGUUGCCCAGGUGAAUAAUGUGCCUGCUCUCCUGCCACAGCAAGACCAGAAAGUGAGCAUUCGUGUUGCUGUUCUUCCUUCUUCUGAAAGCACAAGUUGUUUGUUCCGCACAAGACUCAUGGAAGCAUCAGACAAUCUCAUAUACAACGAACUAUUUUGUGUUGCAAUCCCUCACUCUGUUUUACGACAGAAGACACUCAGGGUUGAUGUCUGUGCUGUGGAUAAGUGCCAUCUUGAAGAGUGCUUGGGAGGUGCACAAAUUAGUCUUGCUGAGACUUGCAGGUCUGGUGACAGGUCAACACGCUGGUAUAACCUCCUUAGCUAUAAAUACCUACAGAGGCAAAGCAGUGAAAAUAAGCAAGAGGAUGCCUGUUCUAAACUACCCUGCACUGAGAAAAUGGACUCUGUAUCUGCACUGUUAGAACAAACUGCUGUUGAACUAGAAGCUGUAGAGAAAAAACUAGAAGAAAGCAGAAGCACUUUACUUACCGGUGAAAACUGGCAAGAUGAGGAAGAUGCUGAAGAAGGUGACAACAGUGAAAAUGAAGUACAAGAAGAGGAAGAACUUUAUGGUGGGCUGACAACAUGGGAAACAGAAGAGACCCCAUCAUCCUUCUCACAGGCUGAGUCAGCAGCUAUCAAGGUGGAUAAAGAAACCAACACAGACAUUCUUCCACAAUCUUCCACAGUAGUUCGUCCAAAAGAUAAAAGAACACCUAACCCGCUACGAACUCCUUUUGUUAGAGGCAGCACUAUAAUUCGUUCCAAAACGUUUUCUCCAGGACCACAGAGCCAUUACGUGUGUCGGCUUAAUCGCAGUGAUAGUGAUAGUUCAACACUGUCUAAGAAACCACCCUUUGUUCGGAAUGCUGUGGAGAGGCGAAGUGUUAGGAUGAAAAGGCCUUCUGUUAAAACCAUUGGACCUGAGCGCCUAAUCCGUACCUCUCUGGACCUGGAAUUGGACUUGCAGGCUUCAAAGACCUGGCACAGUCAGCUGGUACUGGAGAUCUCUGCCCUCAAGAAGCUGAAGGAACAAUUAGAACAAGCGCAAAGUCAGGGGCUGAAGGAACUGCCCCAAUGCAUAGAUGAGGAUGACAGAUUUCGGAUACUGAUGAGGCUGGUAGAGAAACAAGUGGAAAAAGUUGAAUGUAAGUGUGAGCUGAAAGCUGAUAAAAUGAUGAGAGCAGCUGCUAAGGAUGUGCAUAGGCUUCGAGGGCAGAGUCGAAAGGAGCCUUUAGAAGUACAGACAUUCAGAGAGAAAAUGGCAUUUUUCACGCGACCAAGGAUAAACAUUCCAACCCUCUCUGUGGAUUAUGUUUAAUGUCUAUUUAAGUAUUUCUUUCUCCAACCACUUGAAAAAAAGUAUACUUUCGUUUCACUGAAGUUUAUUUAUGUCGUAUUAUAAAGGUACUAAGUCAUUUGUACAUUGAUGGCUUUAUCAGAUUUAUGUCCAGAUUUUUAGCUUUCUCCUCUCCUCGCCAGCAUUAAAAUGACAUGAUUAAAUAGUUUGUAUAUUUAGCAAUGUAUUUUUGGGAAAGAAUUUUUAAAUACGAACAAAUACAACUCAAAAAUGCUGUUUAAAUAAGAUUUCUUUAGACAUUUUGUACAGCUGUGCAUUUUUUAAAAGAGGUUUUACCGCAAUAAAAUUUGAAUCUGAAGGAGCAUCAAUCUUAUUAUUAUAAAAACAUAAGCCACCUCUUAUAGAACUAGCCUUUGCUAAUUUAAAUAUUUUUAUACAAAACAGAGGAUGAAAGAAGCCAUUAAUUUUUUAAAAAAGCUGAGAAUGAGCUCUCUCUGAGCUAUGAAACACUUCCAUUUCCUUCGAGGUCAUAAAAAUGGGUGUGGAGUUCAAAAUGCCUGCUGCACUUUAAUUUGGAGAUUGUUACUUCAGCUUAUCAUGUAUUUGACCUGUAAAAAGUUCCAAAAGCCCAGUGAACCCUUUGUUUCAGGGAGAGAGCUCCAGGGAACAUAACAUCUAUGUUAGCUUUUCUUAUGGCUCAGUGUUUUGCUUAAA